AUGACAAAAUGGGGUUUAUGGCAAAUGCUUAUGCUAAUUAUUAUGGUAAUAUUUCACCUUGAGUAUGGAUGCUCAGUUAAGAUAAAAAAUAAGCUCAUAGUAAGUAAUAGUAAAAGGGAGAAGGCAAAAAAAUUGUCCUAUUCAAGGUAUUUUAUAAAUAACUUUUUCCAUUUAAAAAAGAAGUGGAAAAAAAGUGGGAAUGAUUACUUUCGCAUAUUUAGGGGAAGCGGAACAACGUGCUCUUACGAAUGGGUUGAAUCAGAUGAUAAUAUAGAGGUGAAAAUAAGAUUAUCACCAGAUGCAAGUCCAGGUGAUAUUCAGUAUAGUUUAAAGAAUGAUUAUAUAUAUGCAAAAUUGAAAGAUAAACCACAAUGCUUAAUAGAAGGGAAAUUAAAAGGGUUUGUCGAUACAAAUCUAUCUACAUGGUUUUUAGAAAAACAUGAAGAUUAUUGUAUAUUAAGUAUAGUUUUAAAAAAGAAACAUAGAGGGAUGAGUGAAUGGGUAGGUGUAGUAGAAAAAGAAAAUAUUUUACAUAUAUCAUAUGAUAAUGCAUCAUCAACACAUGAUGACAAGAAUUCUAUAUCACAAAAAAGUGUAGAGGAAAAUGAACUAUUACAUACAGAAUAUUUCGAAAAUGCAAAAUAUGAUGAUGUAAACACCUUUUUGCUCAAUUGGGCGAAUAAAAAGUCAUAUAACCAAAAUGAAUUUGGUAUACCAGUAAUGAAAUUAAAAACAAUAGUUAUGAACAAUAACUAUGGGAUAGAAAUUCUCAUAUCAGGAUAUGAUUUAAAAUGGGAAGCUGAAGAUAGUCUAGUUCUAAAGUUAAGUUCAUUUCAAAAUGGAAUAGUGUUAAAUAUACAUAGAGGUAAAGUUGCUAGUGGUAUUAAAGGACUACAUGGAAAUAUGGUUAGUUAUCUUGUAAAAGAUUGCGAACAAAGAAUUAUAAAAAAGCUACAACAUGAUUUAAAAGGAAUUUUCUAUUUAAAUCCUACUUCUAAAAAUGUGGAAAAGAUGAUGCAUACGCACUCACCUCAAAGUAAUUAUAGUUACAUUACAGAAGAAGGUGGUACCCCAAAACAUAUCUCUAUACAUAAUGAUAAUGUAAAGAACUCAGGUGAGGAAGAGGAGCAAAAAAGAAAAAAUAAAACAGAAAAUAUAAAUAGUUCAGGAAAUUCAGAAGAAAAUUCAAAUAGUAGUGGAGAAACGUAUGAUAGCAGAAUAAAAGAAAUACAAAAAGAUUCCCCAGAAGAACAUUUAAUAGUUAAAGAAUUAAGAAUAAACUCAAAAGUAAAAUUAACAUGUGAUGAUAAAUCGAAAGAACCUGAAUUUAUGAAAGAUUGGUCAGAAGAAAAAAAAGUAGAAUUUAGAAGAAAUUCCGUUUUACAGUUAAAAGCAAAUUUAGAAUUAUCUCAAGAACAAAAACUAACUUUGAAGUUAGAAGAUUAUAUUAAUUUUAUGAAAACAUCCUUUGAUUUAACCGAAGAGGAAUCAAAGAUGGUAUGGAAAAAGGCGGCUAUCAAAUCAGAUGAACAGAAAAAUAGAGAAAAAUUUUAUAGAUUCACUGAAAUAGAAAACUUAACCGAUAAAAUAAGUUUGUAUAAUAUAGAUGAAUAUUCAAAUGCGUAUGUGCGGAAGGAACAGGGAGGUACUGGGCAUAUAUCUGAUAGUAACAUUUUGAAAAAUUCAGCAAAUAAAAAUGAUGAAAACAAUGUAGAUGUAACGGACAGUACGUCUAAUGAAGGACGGGAGGGAAAAGGCACCUUUAUAGAUUUAAGUCCCUGCUCGAGCGGCAUUAGUGAUAGCAGUGUUAGCAGCUAUGGCGGUAAUAUCAGUGAUAGCGGCACAGAUAACAACAUUAACAGGCGCUUUUUUAAUUGCUUGGAGAAGGAGUUGCUCGACCAUAGCGAUAAACCGAAAUUAACACUUUACGAAAUUUACAUGAAGAGCAGUGAAGAGGAGAAAAACCAAAUGAGAGGAAAAUGGAAAAUAAACGAAAUGAGGUUAAACACAUUAAUUGAAGAAUUACAAUAUUUAGAGGAUGAUAUGAUUCCAACUGUUUGUAAUAAUUAUCGGGAUGUUUUACUAAGUGAUGAAUAUAUAUGUUUAAUGAAAAUUAGACUACAAGAAAACCCACCAAAGAAUAGUGAAGAGAAAAGAAUUCUACAAAUAGUUAAUUCGUUUGUUAUGAGUUUAUAUGAUGAUAUAAAAAUUUUAAUGGAACAUGAAGAAAAAGAACAUUUGAAAAAGAUUCAACUUAUAUGUGAAAAGGCUGUACAUGAUGAGAAAGGGUUAAAUGAUUUUAUUGAAUCAAUGAAACCUUUAUUAGACUAUGCAUUUCUUGGAUAUAUUAAACACGCUAUACAAAUUGAAAAAAAAAAUAUAAAAGCUCAAAAUAGGGAUUUUAGGGAACAUCCUUCUGACUGGUUAAUAAUUUUGAUGAUUAUACAAAAAGGAAUAUAUUCUAUUUUAGAAAAAGAUAUAUGGCAGGAUGUUAUUAACAUUACUACAAUAAUUUGUCAUGAACAACCAAAUGUAAGAAAAACUAUUUUAACAACUAUGCUUGCAUCCAUGCCAAAAGCUGAUUGGAUAUUUUUUAAAGAUAUAAUUAAAACAUUGUUUAAAAGUGUUCAAGAAAAAAAAUUAACAGCUAACCAUUUUCCAAAUUUUCCCCAUAUCCCAGAAGCUAUUUUUCAAUUAAAUUUUGAUAUUGAAAGAAUUUUACCUGACUGGUUCAUACGAGAAAUGCUAGACGAAUAUGAUAAAUCCAUUGUUGAAUUGAUGAAAUCCAAAAAACCCUUAUUCUGGAAGAUGAAAGAAACAAAAUGGGAUAAAAAAUUUGUGCAAAAUUUUAAGGAACAGCAAGUGCAAAAGUACAGGGAGUAUGAAAGAAACAGUAGAAGUUGA
This is a messenger RNA of Plasmodium malariae, 2904 nucleotides long. RefSeq names its product CS domain protein, putative. Lineage: Eukaryota; Apicomplexa; Aconoidasida; Haemosporida; Plasmodiidae. Bases 1 to 2904 code for a protein of 967 amino acids. The transcript has a single exon. The record is from RefSeq and is a predicted model, not a curated record.